UGUGGCUGCAUUUCAGUUUCAUGACAUACAUUAAGUUAAUGUUAGAAGAAAAUGAUAAAUAUAUUUUUGAAAUGUUAUUUCGAAAACGAUUUCGGCAAGUUAGCGAGAGAUGGUUUGAACGAUAGGAGGAAAAGACGCGAGAUAGUUGAAUAUUUCAAUACAGUUGUGGAAGGAUGCACCCAAGGUCGAUCCAGCCAAAGCACAGCAAAAGAAGCCGUGACAUGUAUACUCCGGUAUCACGACAUCAUGAAGGAAACCAACAAUUCAAUAUGCCUCAUGGGAAAGUUUCAUAAUGUGCUUUACGUUGGAAUGAAGUUGGCCUUCGACUGGCAAGUCAAAGAUUCAGGAACCAUAGGAACACUUCUGGAGCAGAUAUAUACCUGUGAAAAAACUUUCGAACGCCUCUUUCUGGGUGCCAUCUUCGGCGUGAGGGCUCCAUAUUUUAUAGCAGGAUGGAAGAGCGACUUCCUCGAUCCCGAAGAAAACUUGAGAGCUGUUGUGUUUUAUUUAGAUCACGCAUGCACAGCUAGUUUGGAUUUUCAGAGUGACACAGGUUUGCUUAUGAGGAUGAUAGAUGUGCCUUUGGAAAACUGCGGAUAUUCAACACCUCUGAUGGUUUGUGUACAACUUGGAUUAGCUGAUAAAGUUCAUAUUUUUCUCAGGUUUGGAGCUCUUCUUCGAGCAGGAGAAAAAGACAGAGAAAAUGUGAGCGUAGUCCAGACUAUAAUUUUGAAACUGUCGGAAUUUAAUCACAAGUAUCCUUUUAAUUUCGUAUGUAUAUUGCAACUUAUUCUUAGAGUGAUACCAUCUUUGACUCCGCACUUGAAUGGAAUGUUGAGCUGCUUGGGAGAUCAGCAACAGAAGAUUCUUCUCGAAAAAUAUAAUACCCUUGUAGAGGAUGGAUUGAUACCACUGAGAAGAUCGGGUUUUAUGACACCUGAGCUAAAGCAUUUAUGUCGAUGUGAAAUAAGGAAAAGUCUAUGGUAUAAUCACCAGUUACCUACAGGAAUACAAGAGCUGCAUGUGCCUGAAUCUUUGAAAAGAUAUCUCGACAUUCUGCAAGAUUGAGUAUAAACACACAUUUUAAAUAUUCAUUGUAUUAUUCGCCUUUUUAUGAUUUUGUGUGAGCAUCCUUAGCUACAAAAAUUUGCCUCGAAAAAAUUGUGAAACAAAGCUUCAUAAAGAUGUUGCAAAAAAAUGUCCUUUUGUGAAUUGAAUCAAGAUAAUCCACUGAGAUUUGCUAGGAAGUUGAAUCGAGAAAUCAUGAAAACUUCCAUUUCGAGGGCCUUGGAAAUUUGUUCACCUUCCCUGGUGAGAAAACUACGAUUACCCUUGGUGGGUUCCUAAAGAGGCCCUCAAUUGAAUACUUUGUAGGAAUUAAAUGAAUCCCAGUUCGACC
Molecule: messenger RNA, 1399 nt
Organism: Coccinella septempunctata (seven-spotted ladybird)
Lineage: Eukaryota; Metazoa; Arthropoda; Insecta; Coleoptera; Coccinellidae
Gene: stops
Exons: 2
Coding region: 52-1068 (338 amino acids)
Biological process (GO): intracellular signal transduction
Source: RefSeq, a predicted model, not a curated record